Silurus meridionalis is the source of this 3486-nucleotide messenger RNA. It is a transcript of the gene depdc4, whose product is annotated as DEP domain containing 4. The coding region runs from base 1 to 1761 and encodes 586 amino acids. The transcript has 10 exons. Gene Ontology annotation, biological process: intracellular signal transduction. Lineage: Eukaryota; Metazoa; Chordata; Actinopteri; Siluriformes; Siluridae. The record is from RefSeq and is a predicted model, not a curated record.
AUGAAAAUUAUAAUAAAAACAAAAACCCCGCAGCCCUACUACGGGGGCUUCCUAUCAGCGGCAAGGGCGAGCGUUUCCCUGGAAACGGCUCGACGGCUCCUUUCAUUUUUACGCGGCCACUACGUCACUUCCUGUUUGGCGAAGAUGGCGGUGGAUUUGACUCCAAGGUUCAGAAGACUGAACAGUCAAUCGAGAUGUUUUAACGAAAAGAGACAUCCAACAGGACCGUUUAGAGCUACACAGCUGUGGCGUAACAUCAUCGAGGCCUUACAGACGCAGGUGGAGGUCAGGCGUCGCCGGCAGCACUUGCGAGUACAUAAAGACUGCUUCACCGGCUCAGAUGCCGUUGACGUGGUUCUCAGCCACCUCAUGCAGAACAUCUACUUCUGCACCAGUGACGUGACCCGCCUAAAAGCUGUCAGGCUGUGCCAGGCCCUCAUGGACGCCCGAGUGUUUGAACCGGUCGGUGUGAAGCUCUUUCGCAGGGAAAAAGAGCUGGCUUUCGAGGACUCCGGCUGCAGCCUGUACCGCUUUUUAGAUGCCGACGGUCUUCCUGGAUCGGCUAAGAGCGUUGCUGAUCAGGAGAAUGGAAGAUCCGUGAAAGAAAAUGGAAAGGAGAAGAAGGGCUCCAGGUUUGACGAUAUAAGGACAAUCUCCAAUCCCUUGGCACUGGGAUCCUCAGACAGGAGGGUGGAGAGAAUUUUGAAAACCAUUAACCUGCAACCAUCGAUGCCUUCUGGCCUGAAUCGUGUUGGUUUAUCCACUACCUGUCUCUCAAAACAAGUCAUACAAGAAGUGUGGAAACAACAAACCCUUCUGCAGCUGUUGCAGUUAGUGGAGGUUCCUGUGUUGGACUGCAUCCUGGCAUCACCCUCAAAAUCCGCUCCACUUCGAAUGCGUUUGCUGAGGAACCAUGACCUGGUCAUCUCUAACACCUGUGUGGACCGGGAAGUGUCCCAAGUCCUCAACCUGCCAGAACUGGACGCAUGGCUGACGGCGGCUGCAGACUGUCUGGAGCUGUUUCCAGACGAGACGAUCGUGUCGACAGGAGAGCAGCUGCUUCAGGUCCAUGCUGCGGAUGAUGGCGAGAAGCUGGGUGCCUACAAGAAACUAUUGUUCGACACUAUUUCCAAGUUCUACAGCAGUCAGGAGAGAGUUCCCCUGCUGGCUGGACGGUACAUGGACAUCCACGCGGGCAUCCUCAAGCUACUUGACUCGGGUAGGACCGAGGAUGCUCUAAAGGCAUCUCAGCUUUGGCUGCGGCUUUUGGACACCAACUGUAGGAACGAACUGCGCAGACUACUGACCUUCAUGGCUGAAGCUUCAGACCCCAAAGCCUUCCAGCUACACAAAACGAUGGAGAACAGGGCUCUAAUCAGCAGGACUUUUAUGAAGGCUAUGCUUCAGAGUAAAGAUGUGUCUCGUGCUCAAUGUGAGCAGCUCCUGCUGUUUCUCAUGGAUCACCAUUUACAUCUGUUCAAGACCCCGUUGUCUCUGAUCGAGGCGGUGACGAAGGCCCUGCAAACCCUGCAGCAAGGCCGGAAUCCGGAUAACGUCGCACUGUUCGCGUUCUGUCAGCAGAUGUCAGCACAGCAGUUCGAAGAGCAGCGAGAGAAGAACACCUUCGCCAGCCUGAAGCAGCUCAUCGAGCACAUUACGCUUAGCAACGAGCUGUCGAUCAAACAGAGGAGGCGACUCAUCAAGGAGUUUCAGAAGCACCACCCAGCAGUGUUUCUCCACCAUUUCUCCUCCACAUUCUAGAACAUGCGGCAUUUUGAACGUCUCUUCCAAGACGACAUCGUCGUUGGUUAUUGUGCUAGAAACUUGGUAGAUUUCGUACGGUAGAUUCUAGCAGGCAAACCUAAUUUAGUAGAGGUAACACUGGCAAUAUUGAUAGCUGCUGUCGCAUAAGUCUUUGGACAGAAAAUAGAUUUCGCGGAAGUACACCGAACGUACGAAGUCCUAAGAGGCCAAGCAUUGCGACAUUUUUCUUUCCUUGUUUUUUCGUGAUCACGACUCCAUUUUCUUGUGAUCUCGACAUCUUUUUCGUAGAUGCAUCAUCUCAGCAUUACGAAUGAUCGCAUUCGCUUUUACUUUGAUCAGGGACUCAACUCAAACUGGAACAGCUCUGUGCCUACGAUUGACAAUAUACACAUAGGCAGUGGUGGAUAAAGUACACAAACCAAGUCAGAGUCAGGAGUUUCUUCCAUCAUUUAUUCCUAUGAAAAUGUGUCUGCUUGCUGUCAAACUGAUUCUGAACUGUAUGUUCAUGCUACAUAGAUACCAAGCGGCAAUCAAAACAAGUUCGGAACAGACCCCGAUUGGUGGUUCGCUUCGUGUUUGACCAGUUAAGUUUUUAUUUCGCUCACAAAUAAAAAGAAACGACCGAUUUCACAAAACCUAGUUGAGUUCAAAGACAUUUGGCUUUGAAAUGUAGUGAAGGUAAAGUAAAAGUCUCGCCAAAUGGAAAUUCUUCAGUAAAGUUACAGAUACGUGAAAAAAGCGGCUUACGUUAAUUAAAAGUACACCACUGCACAUAAGUGACUGACUUGUGAGAAAACAGGUUUUUACGUCAAGAUCACGAGAAAACUCACGAUAACGAGAAAACUACAUUUGUUAUGUGGAAAAAUUCGGGUUGUGAUAACAAGAAAAUUAAGAGACAGCAAAAAAGAAGAAAUAUAUUAUAAAGCGUGGCCUCGUUGGAUUUCCAUCCUGAAUGAGAUCUUUCGAUGAAAUCAUUCUCAACACCCAGCUCUUGCAUUAUUUUAAUUUUUUUCAGCUCUAAACAAAUUUAAUUGCACUUGUUCACUGGAUUUAGAUGUUUUUUGGGGUAUAUUAUGAUUAUCUGUUGCCCUUUAUUACUGUUUCGAUUCUUUUUUACCUCAGAAAUUUCACAGCUGAGAAUUACUUGAAUGGAUGUAGGUACAAAUAUUCAGGGAUGUACUCUCGCAAAUGAUUUUUAUUAAACUACAGUAUAUAUAUAGUUGAGUCAGAUUGUAUUGGACUUGCUGGUUAAUGUAGGUUUUAUGCCUUAUGAUCUUAAUGGGCAAUUAAUGGUUUACUAAUGUAAAAAAUGAUUUAUGUGAGGAGAUCUAGUGCUUAAUUUAUUUGAACUUCUCAUAACACUAUUGCUUACAUUUCAGACAGAGAAAUCUGAUUAUUUUUGAGAUUGAAAAAGCGAGUUUUAAUCUGUAGCAUGUAGUUGAGUAAAAGUAGAGAUACACUAAACUAAAAUAUGACUUCAGUAAAAGUUAAAGUGUCCCUUUAAACAUUCACUGGAAUAAAAGUACAAAAGUAUUUGCCUUUAAAUUUACUUCAGUAUCCAAAGUACUAAAAUGUAUUAUGGCUCUAAUGUUUCUAUCAUUUUUAUCACAAGACUGUUGCUUAAUCAACUCAGUUUAUGUAAAACAAAACUGUUAUUCUUUACAUACCAAUCGAUUAAUAGAAUGAUAUUAAUGAGUUAAACACUGAUUGAUAUCUAAUAAA